CCAUCUGCGUAUACAGUGUUCUUCCGCGACUUGUCGGGACGACGGCGACGAUGGAUGCGUACAAGGCGAUGGGGAAUGAAGCCGAGGCGGACGAGCCUUUCCUCCCUGGAAGCAACCACAUGUCUUUCGAGAGCAAGGAUCAAGUGCCGGCUGCGCUCUUCCUCGCAAAUGUCGCCGCAGUCACGUACCUGGCGGUUGCAUGGGGCGUUCCAAACCUGUCCAAGUUUGACUUUACACCGCAUAAGUCAGGACACGAUGACGGUCGAUCCCAAGGCAUGAGUUUCUUUCUCGUGUCGUUGUCCAUGGGGGCCGUCAGUGCAGUUCUCUCGGCAGCGUGGCUCCAAGUACUUCAGCUGUAUGCGUCGCGUAUCAUCUCGAUGACAGUGCAAGCGUCCGCGGGGGCUCUUCUAGUGGCGUCCAUUGCAGGAUUUACCGAAGCAGGUCUUGCUGGGCGCGCGAUUGGGUUUGCCAACCUCUUCCUGGCCGCGAUGGUGACCAUGUACUAUUUCAGCGUGCGCCACCGUAUUCCAUUUGCAGCAACCAACUUGACUGUUGCCGCGAAGAUUCUCCAGCGGUUCCCUCAGGUGGUGCUCGUCGCAUACGCCGCAAUUGCCGCCCAAGUCGCAUGGAUGCUGCUGUGGACCGUCGCCGUAGUGGGCGUCUGGUCCAAGGUCGACAUCACGCCGUCGACCUCCACCCUCAACGUCGCCGUAUUCGUCAUGCUUGUGAGCCUGUGCUGGGGGCUCCAAGUCCUGCGCAACAUCGUGCACUGCACGACGGCCGGCACGAUCGGCGAGUGGUGGUUUUCCCCCGACACACACAACGCGGUGCUCCGAUCGGGGCGGCGCGCGGUCACGUCGUCGUUCGGGUCCAUUUGCCUGGGAUCGCUCAUCGUGGCCGCGUUGUCGGCGCUGCGCCUCGUCCUCCUCACGACCAAGCGCCGCAAGUCGCGCACGACCGUGAACGCGUGUUUGGAGUGCAUCGUCGGCGCGCUCGAGACGCACUUGAAGGCGUUUAACAAGUACGCGUACUGCCAGGUCGCGCUCUACGGCAAAGACUUUCGAACGGCGGGCAACGACACGCUCCAGUUGUUUCGAGAAAAGGGGUGGACAGGUGUCGUUCAAGAGAGCUUGGUCUCGAUGGUGCUCUCGAUGGGGUGCCUUGUCGUCGGCGCGGUGGCGGGCGUGGUCGGCGUCGGGUACCUCUACGUGGCGAUGGCGUGCUCCGACGUGGAAGGAGCGUCGCAUGCGCCGGCGCAAUGUGACACGUUUAGCGUGAUGAUCACUGCGUUCGUCGCGUGCGGUGCCAUGGGGUAUGCCAUGUGCGCAGUCGUGAGUUCGAUUCUCGACUCGAUCGUGGCGACGAUUUUUGUCUGCUUUGCCGAGGACCCGGUCGCGCUGCACAUUUCCAACUCGGAAGAGUACUUGCUCAUCGUGGAUGCGUGGCGCCAAUUUCACCCCGAGUUGCUGACGCACUCGACGUUCUCGACCUCUGUGUCGUACGCAUGAGUCGGGCCAUACGUUGGUCGCGGGAGACCGCUCGUCGUCUACACACCAAUAUAUUUCCAACACUUUAUGCCGA
Aphanomyces invadans is the source of this 1581-nucleotide messenger RNA. RefSeq lists its product as hypothetical. Gene Ontology annotation, biological process: transmembrane transport. The coding region runs from base 51 to 1508 and encodes 485 amino acids. The transcript has 11 exons. Gene Ontology annotation, cellular component: membrane. Gene Ontology annotation, molecular function: transmembrane transporter activity. NCBI's taxonomy places the organism in Eukaryota, Oomycota, Saprolegniomycetes, Saprolegniales, Verrucalvaceae. The record is from RefSeq and is a predicted model, not a curated record.